Betta splendens (Siamese fighting fish) is the source of this 2365-nucleotide messenger RNA. RefSeq names its product osteoglycin, paralog a (gene ogna). Gene Ontology annotation, molecular function: protein binding. The coding region runs from base 93 to 938 and encodes 281 amino acids. The transcript is spliced from 6 exons. The record is from RefSeq and is a predicted model, not a curated record. Lineage: Eukaryota; Metazoa; Chordata; Actinopteri; Anabantiformes; Osphronemidae.
UGGUUCAGCCCUUAAAUAGUGAGAGUGGCUGCCGACCCAAACUCAGAUUUCAAGACGAGCUGGUGUGUUGAUGUCAGACUCCUUUGGACAGUAUGAAGGUUCUUUUAUUUACCUUUAUCCUAGUACCUUGGCUGGAUGCAGCCUCGUCCAGGAGGUCUGACAAGGACUCACAGCUGAUACCUGGAUCUCUACCUAGCAGGGAACUGAACGGAUAUGUCAGUGACUAUUUUAAAUCAAAGAAGUUUAGGAGGGCCUUACCUCCCGCUGACGAACCGGACGACAGUCCAAUUACAGUUGGAACAAACACCACUAACCUGCCCACGUGCCUGCUGUGUGUGUGUCUGACUGGCUCUGUAUACUGUGAGGAGGUCGACCUGUCUUCGGUUCCCACACUGCCUAAAGAGACAGCCUACCUCUAUGCCCGAUUCAACAACAUUGAAAAGCUCACUGCUAAAGAUUUUGGUGACAUUGUAACUCUGAAGAGGAUUGACCUGACAGGCAACAUGAUCUCAGAGAUUGAUGAUGGAACAUUUUCUAAGCUAACCAUGCUGGAGGAAUUGUGUUUGGCUGAGAACCGACUGGUAAAACUACCUACCCUUCCUGUCAAACUUACGUCUUUUAAUGCCAACCACAACCAUCUCAAAACCAAGGGUGUAAAGGCCAAUGCUUUUAAGAAAAUGACAAAGCUGGUCAACCUGUUCAUGGCUAACAACGAGCUUGAAGCUGUUCCACACAUCCCAGAGAGUGUUCGGAUCUUACAUCUACAGAACAACAACAUCACUGAAGUCAACAAAGACACCUUCUGUAAGUCUAAUGACACCUACUACCUGCGACUAGGCCUCAGUGAGGUCCGUUUAGAUGGCAACCCUGUGGUACUGUCCAAGUACCCUGACAGUUUUACCUGUAUGAAGGUACUGCCUUCUGGACGUUACCGCUGAGGAGGAUUUACUAUAGCCCUUUGUUGCUGAUGAAACAUUGUCACACAACCCAGUGGUGGAGGAUACCAUGAUAUUCUGGAUUUUGGGGUGCCAGUCCGAUAGGAGUCAGUUAUUUUAUUACAGUCAACAUUUUUAACAGCCUGUGACAUUGUGAGGUCAAAAUGAAACCAUUAACUAUCCUGAAUGUGUAAAGCUGAAGGAGUUUCUCUGCUACGGACUUCAUCCGUUUUACUGUCUUGUGUAGCAUGUUUUCAUGACGACCUGGUCUGAAGGUACAACUGACUACAUGAUGCCAGUAGAAUUGAUUUAACCUCACCUGAGUGGGAAGCAUCAACAAACCUACAAUGGCAAAUCAGUUUAUGGUUUAAUUUUGACCAGAUGCUGCUCUGCCUGAAUCAAACCAGACUAACUACUACUACUACUACAGUAGAUGAUCCAACAGGCCAUAAGGCUUACUUAUACCGGUUUGUUUACCUGAAUACAAAAUAAAAUCUACAAGUUUAAUAUUGUACAUUUCAUACAUGAGGAAUACUUGACACUUGCAUGCUAAUAUUUAGUCUUAUUUCCCUUAACCACACCUUCCUGAUGACAGUGACAGUGUGAGCAUUUUUUAACAUGUCUCAUAUUGUGUCUUUGUUGCAUCAACAUUUCUUUUGUCAGACUAAUUUGUGGGAGAAAUAAAUGGAUUGCCAUGGAUUCUCAGAAUAAUUCCUAGAUCUAAAUAAAAUCUGGGCUUUGCUCAGUUAUUGUGUGACUAAAGCUCACUUUACUAAUGUCACUGUAAAAUUUCGACAACAACCAUGUAACCUUGUCCAACUGCAGACUUUGAGUGAUGUACCUUUGUUUUUUAAUUUAUAGACAUGUGUUCAUGUGACUUGGGGAACAAUGUAUCUACAGUAUGAAAUAUAGCAAUGUGAAAAUUACUUCUCUUCCUUUUGUCUGCUUUUAAAGUGUCUGGUUCCAAACACUUCAAUAUUAGUAAGUACUACUUUAUACGUUAUAACUGAUGUGAAUAAGAUACUGUAGUUGUGUAUGUGACAUGGCUUUGUUUUAUGAUUAUUUGAAUAAAGUUAAGCCUUUUUUAAUCAAAUAUCAAAUUAAGUUUUCACUCCCUGCAAAGUGUUAGAAGGACCAAAUGAUAUUGUCAUCACCACUAGUACAAUAAAAACCACAUUCAUUAUGGCUGACAGGAGUCUGCGUAUGUUUGUUUCUUUAUACAGGCAUGUAACACAAUGUUCACAAUGGAAAAAUGUCAAUUGGUGAUUGGGCACAUGGUUGCAAAUGUCUGUGGUUUGUACGUGCUAUACGCUGCAGCUGACAAUAACUUGCAGUUGUUUAGCCCAGUCUUGACAGGCUAGUUAAUGUUAAUGUUUCCUUAUUCUCGUUGCACAAUAUUGCAAUAAAGUCUUACCUUGUUAAACUGAAAA